AGUAGCAAAAGUGGCUCCAAAAAUGGCAUGGAACAUGGGGAGAUCCCUCUGCAGAGGCUGAGUGGUUGUUUAGGGGCUCCCCCUGCCCCAGGUGAGGCACUGAAUGCGGUCCUUGGGACAGCCUUUGGCAGAGCCUGGCCCAGUGCCCAGACAGAGACCAUGGGGCUCAUCCCAGCACCCCAGUGGUCCCAGGGCUGUGAGUGAGUCAGGGACUGGUGAAAUCUCUGGAUCAGGACCAGAGACAGGACCAGGAUCAGGGUCAGGACAAGGACCAGGGUCAGGAUAAAGGUGAGGGGUCUCACUCCCAUGCCCAGGACUCGAGCCCGUUCCCUGCAGUUUAUGGGAUGUUUAUGGGAUGUUCAUGGGCUCUCCCAGCACAGGCUGGUGGGAUGAGUUUGCACAGGCUCAGGGUGCUGAGUCACAGUGCUGGCCCCAGCCUGGCCGUGGCCAGGGGCUGUGCUGGGGUGAUAACUGGGGUGGCACAAACAAGAUCCUUGUGGGCAGUGAUAAGGCAGCCCCUGGCCCCAGGGCAGUGUCCCCUUUCUGCUGAGUCAGACUCUGACACAGCAGAAAACAUUUUUGCUGAGCCAGAGCGGCGGCCAGGGGAAAACAGCCAUCUUUUAAAAUGGAUUAUUUAUUUUUCUUGGCAGAGCCAGGAGGGCAGCUCUGGACUCCCCAGCACGGGCUGCUCGCUCCUGUGCCCUGAGGGGCUCAGGACCCUCCUGUGUCCGUGGGGCAGAGCCCGUGGCAGGCUCAGGAGAUCUGCAUUCCCAAAGGGAUGGUGGGACUCGUCCUGAGAACCAGCCCCUGGUCUCCAUCCUCCCUCCUUCUGACCUGCUGCAAGUCCUGGGGGCAGGUGAUUCCUCACUGAAACAGCACUGAUGCGAGUGAAGAAAAGAGCAAACCAGCCCCAAGAGCUGCUCCAGCAGGGCACCCUGCCCCCGUGGUGAGACCAAGGGCUGUGCACGGGCUUUGGUGAAGCUCUCAGCACUGCUGGAUGUGCUCAGGUGUUACAGGUGCACUGCUUCCACUCAGCACCUGCAUUUCUGCUUUGUGGUGGGAGUUGUUGUUAUUCUUUCUGAGGCAGCAGCAUGUGGGCCUUUUGCUGCCUUUUGCAUUUAUUCCAGUAUUUGUUCUGUUCCCAGAGCCUUGUCUCUUCUGCCUCCUGGCAUGGCCCAAACCCCAUCUGCCUGAUGCAGGGCACUGGAGGAAAUCGGGUUUGUUGUGUUUGAUACGAUACCUGCCUUGGGGAAGGAACUCUGGAUUGUUCCCCAGGCAGGAGGUGCUGCUUGUGAAAGAGGCUGGACGAGCCCCUCGUCACCAAAGCAUUGUCCCUUGUGCUAAUAAACACUGGCACCAGUCAAAGCUCCCUAAAGAGAGGGGGAAGUUCCUCCCCAGUGCCAGCACCUGUGCCAGAAGCUUUCCCAUUGCAGCUGCCCAGGAAGCUGUUGAGCUGUGAUUGUGAGGUGCUGCAGAGAGUUGAGAGGCUUUUUGGGCUUUAGGGGCAUAAAUGUAGUUAAAAUGCAAGUUAGCUCCUUCCUGGCUCUCAGGUUCCUGUGUCUGUCUCCUCAAGCCUGUAGCUGCUUUUUUUUCUGGUGUGUUUUGUGCUAUUUUAAUGCUGUAAAUACUUUGUCUUGCUUCUGUGUUUUGCAAAAUUCUUCUUAAAAUGUGUCUGGUUUACAUCCUUGUGCUGUGUCAACAAGGAAUGGGAAGGAGUUUUCUUGAUUAAAUCUUGUUGUUGGUUGGUGUGUUUGAGGUUGUUUUCUGGCUGAUUUUUAGAAAAUAACUAUAAAAUUGGUCGCAGCCUGUAGGUGGGCAGAGGAUGCCAAGGCACAGUGGGGUGCCCUGUCUUCGAUUGCCCAAACCAGACCAGGCUGGACAGCCUGGCACAGGGGAAUGGCAGGGCUGGAGUGAGAUGGGCUUUGAGAUUCCUUCCAACCCAAGCCCUCUGUGAUUCCGUGAUAAUUCGGGUCUCUGCUGGAUUUCCAGGACAGGGUUUCCAAGUCUCAGACGCAGAUAAAGAAAAUGUUUUCCUGUCUUAGCACACUCCUGAAUUCAACAUGGGCCUCCUGCAGCUCCUGGCCCGUACUAAGUGCUGCUGUUUGGUUUGGGGUUUGGUGCAAUCCCUGCCCCUCUGAAUGCUCACGAGAGAUCCCUGGACUCCCCAUCUUUUGGGGCAGAAGGUUUGGGGGCUGAAGCUUCCAUCUGAAGCAGUGGGGUGGCAGAAGGACCCCGACCUGAGCGGGUGUCCCAGAGCAUCCCCUCCUCCCCCAGGGCUGAUGAGCUGCUGGUCAGUCCGGGCUGUGCCAGGGCUGUUUGUCCCCGGUGUGUGCUGUCCUGAUGAUAACGUGGGGCUGACCUUGCAGCCUGCCGGGGGGGCUGCACUCCUGUCCUUGUGCCACCAGCUGCUGCCAGCUCCUCAGGAGAGCCCGGCCUCCAGAGCACCUCCCUCGCUGCUGCCUGUGCCAAACCCUGUCCUGGGCUGUCCCCUCUCUGUCCCCUCUCCUGGGCUGUCCCCUCUCUGCCCCCUCUCCUGGGCUGUCCCCUCUCUGUCCCCUGUCCUGGGCUGUCCCCUCUCUGUCCCCUGUCCUGGGCUGUCCCCUCCGUGCCCAGCUGUGUCCCAGGAUGGCACUGGCAGUGACACUGGCACUGGCACUGCUGGCUCCCGAUGCCGUUCUGCCAGGGAAGGACUCACUGCUGAAUGUCUGCAUGGAUGCCAAACACCACAAAAGUGAGCCUGGCCCCGAGGGGAAGCUGUAUGACCAGUGCUCCCCCUGGAAGGACAAUGCCUGCUGCACAGCCAACACCAGUUCAGAGGCCCACAAGGACCAGUCCUUCCUCUACAACUUCAACUGGAAGCACUGUGGGGAGAUGCCACCCCAAUGCAAGCGCCACUUCAUCCAGGACACGUGCUUGUACGAGUGCUCACCCAACCUGGGGCCCUGGAUCGAGCAGGUUAGCAGCAGCUGGCGGCGGGAGAGGAUCCUGCACGUGCCCCUCUGCAGGGAGGACUGCGAGGAGUGGUGGGAGGACUGCAAGGACGCCCGCACGUGCAAAGAGAACUGGCACAAGGGCUGGAACUGGGCAACAGGAACGAACCGCUGUCCCUGGGGUUUCAUGUGCAGACCCUUCAGGCAGGUGUUCCCUCGGCCCAAAGACCUGUGUGAGAAGAUCUGGUCCAGCUCCUUCAGCUACAGCCCCGAGCGCCGGGGCAGCGGCCGCUGCAUCCAGAUGUGGUUCGACCCUGCCCAAGGCAACCCCAACGUGGCUGUGGCCAAAUACUACGCUGAGAGAAAGAGAUCCUCCCCUGCUCAGGUGGAGGACGUGGCUCCUGAGAGUGACCAAGCUGUGCGUGCUCCGCCGUGCUCUGUCCUGCUCCUGCUGCCCCUGGCCCUUGUGCUGCUCCCUGGGGGAGCUGGGGGCUGUGGGACCCAUGGAUGGGGGGCCCUGUGACCACUCUGUAAAGGGGCAUGGCCUGGACUGCUCCAGCUGCCCUGCAAGAGGAGCUGCCACAAGUAACUCUGUCUGUCUGUCCCAGUGCUCAGCAUAGGUUGUGUUGUUAGACCUUGACAGCACCUUUUGGCUGCUGACCAGAACAGGGAUUUUCUUGCCUCUGGGGGAAGAGCAGCACAGUCUCUGCUCUAUGUGGGAGCUGCUGCACAUCUGUUCCUUCCCCAGGGCCGUGUGCUGGCUUGGCUGAGCUGUGGUGUCUGGUCCUCGGGCUGUUGUGACUCCUUGAAGGGUGGCUUUGAUAAUAAAGUCUUGCUCUGGAUCA
Messenger RNA from Cinclus cinclus, 3775 nucleotides. Its product is annotated as folate receptor gamma-like. The record is from RefSeq and is a predicted model, not a curated record. Gene Ontology annotation, cellular component: external side of plasma membrane. Bases 2626 to 3453 code for a protein of 275 amino acids. The transcript has 5 exons. Lineage: Eukaryota; Metazoa; Chordata; Aves; Passeriformes; Cinclidae. Gene Ontology annotation, molecular function: signaling receptor activity.